This is a messenger RNA of Porites evermanni, 2559 nucleotides long. The record is from the annotation of a GenBank genome assembly. Lineage: Eukaryota; Metazoa; Cnidaria; Anthozoa; Scleractinia; Poritidae.
AUGGACAGCGAAGUCAAGUACACCGAUAGGUUUCUGAAACUGAACAGAGAGUCUUCCGUGGAAGAAUCGAAACUGGCUUAUGAUGAAAUGGCCCCAAGCUGGGAGAAGGUAUAUAAAUGCUGCGAUAAAUGAUUUAGUGUUCCGUGGUUUCGGGAGGUCAAAAAAGGAAAGUAGAAAGAAGAUACUGUCAUCUUAUUUAAAAAGUCGACCUGCCCCUUAAAUUUGAAGGAGAAUCAGAAUUCGACCCUUGCAGUAAUCAGUUCGCUUCGCUUUGUGACCUUCCCGGAUCGAUUUAGGUUUAUGGGAAACUGACCGCCUACCCCUCCCCUGACUCAACGUUGACAUUUGCGUCUCACUUCGGGCAAAAUGUUGGGUUAGGGGAGGGGUAGGUGGGCAGUUUCUCAGAAACUUAAAGUGAUCCACUUUCCCUUAACAGAACCUUGGGCUGGCCCGCUUUCAAUACCGAGCUACGUAGCUUGGCUCAUGCUUGUUUUCUCUUAAAGUUGUCGUUGUGUUUAUAUGAGAAGUUGGGUCGGCUCUUUUUCUGAGAUCUCACUUUGAGCAACCGAGAUCAGGCUCGGUAAGAGACCCAGCUUGCCUUUUCAUAUAAACACAACGACAAUGUUAAUAGUUCAGGGGCGCCCAACGAGAAUAUAGUUCAAAACCACAUAAACAUAGCAUUGUUGAACGUUCUUUAGUAUUUAAACGGUAGAUAAAGGCUUAUUUUUAUAGCCUAAAAAUUUUUCAUCUGUUCGGAUUUCCUAGCUGAAAGUAUAGUGAUCCGAAAAUUAUAGGGAUCAAAAUAUACCUUGUCGAAAAUUUCAGCCAGAAAAAAGGCUUCCGAAAAUUCUAGGUGACCUUUUUAGGGUAAAAAUCUGUUAAAAAUGGGCAAUUAUACCACUUUUUGAUGUUCGAAAAUCCUAGGAGAGGCAGGCAAGCAAGAAAUUUUACAGAAAAUGAUCCGAAAAUUCUAGAUCUCAAAUCGUCUUCCGAACAGAUAAUUUUCCGAAAAUUGUCGUUGGGUGCCCCUGAUAGUUAUAUGGAAACAAGGCAUGAGCCGAGGCAGCUCAGUAAAGCGGGCCAGCGCGGCUAACCUCUCUGGCUCGCCUCAUAUAAACAGGCCCUAAGCCUCAUCCGGUAAAUCCUAGCUAUCUAGUUUCUCGCUUCAAUUUUACUCUAAAAUGAAACAAACUUUCGCUAAUUUACUGUAAUAUUUUAAAAAGGCCACGUAUUUCUUUUGUCGUAGAUAAGCGAAAAUGUGGGUUACAAAGGUCACAUUCUUUGCGUGGAGGCGUUUGAUCGCGCUGUGAGCGCCAACGAUGUUUAUCCCAACCCCACGAAAGACAUAAAAAUCCUUGACGCCGGAGCAGGCACAGGUGGGAUUGGCGAGAUGUUGAAAGCUCGAGGAUACACUAAUGUCGACGCACUGGAUAUUUCCCAGGAAAUGUUAAAUUUAGCGGCGAGUAAAAAUCUGUACAAGAAACUGAUCUGUGCUCCGUUGUCCGACACGCACAUGAAGGAGAUAGAAACUGCUGAAUAUGACGUGGUGUUGUGUGCAGGCGUCAUAGUGUAUGGGCAAGUGAAGCCUGGGGCGAUUGAGCAAUGCGCGCGCUUCGUAAAACCCGGUAUGUGAUUUUCUUUUCUUGUGAGUGUAGUGAGAAGGAGUGAAUGGUUUUGUGUUGUAGUUUAAGUGUGCGCGCCUUUAGCCUGUUCCAGAUAGUACAGCGCGGCGUACAGAUGGUGGGGAGCGAGUGAAGUCGUAGGCGGGAGAAACAAGGGGAGAAAACGAGGGAAGAUCGAGGGAAGACUUCUUUUUUCCCUCACCAGUCUCCCCUCGUCUUUUAUUACCUUGGUCAAUUUUUCUCCCGCGCUUUACAGUCUGGAAGUCUGGAACAGGCUAGCGCUUCCUAAACAGGUUUUUGUUUAGGUUGGCACUCCACAUGCACAGAACUCUAUCCACACACUCGAAAAUUGAAUGGUAUUACUUGAGCUCAUCAUCAUAAUCAUGGUGUUUGGGGCGCGAAAUACAAAACAAAUAUUCGUGCGUGGAAAAAUACACACCAAGUUACCCUAAGAAAUAUUCAUACACUGGGGUAAAAAAAUUCAUACAAGGGAAAUGUUAACGGAAAAACGUCAUGCCACUCGAAAAUUCCCCGCUCCCUUCCAUAACUUUUUUAAUGGUCCAUUCCUUAGUAAUAAGUUAUUGUAAACGUUGGUGCAUUCUCUCUUGAACGUAUUUCUUGUGUUUCUUUUGUAGGUGGCCUGUUUAUUUUCUCCAUUCGUUGCGAUUCCUAUGACCCCGUAGAGUACGGCUAUAGUGCCACAUGCGAGAAAUUAGAAAAAUCAGGGAAAUGGAAGCUGAUACUGAAAGAAAAACGUGAGCUUCAUUCAACACCAAACGAGGAACGAUAUCGUUAUUGUUAUCUUAUCACGUAUCAAGUUCUGCAGUAAAAAGUACAUCGUAGUUGAUAACUAAAACGAAACUAUUUCGCUUUUAUGACUGAGAGGUUCAACCUUUCCCCCUCCCUCUCUAAUAUUCACGAAUAUUGUCAAUAUAGG